GUCCUAGGUUGGCGGGAGUUUCCGAAGCGGCGACAGUGGCGUAGAGGCGGACGGCGCACCCUACCUGUUCCAGGGCGCAAGGGGCCACUGGGGCCGCGGAGAGUGACCUGUGGCCUUGUGUUUCAGGGACGAGGCCCGAGACGGGACAGGCAUCGCUCUGAGAGUUGCCCACCCAAGAUGACUUCAGUGACUAGAUCAGAGAUCACAGAAGAAGAACCACCAGUGACGUCUAAGACUUAUGAUCACCAAGUGGAAUCAAGUCUCGGCCCUGUGGAAGUGUUUACUAAAUCAUCUGCCUCCCUCGAGAUGACUCAAGGUGUUUCAAAAGAAAGAAUUUACCCUGACUGUAGCCUUAUAAAAGGGGGAAGUUGUGAUCCCAGCCACCAGGAAGGACUUCAGUCAAGAUCCCUUCAUUUAUCUGCUCAAGAACAAUCUGCACAUCAUCAAGACAGGAGGCAAUCCUGGCGGAGAGCAAGUAUGAAAGAAACGAACCGGAGGAAGUCACUGCCUCCCAUUCACCAGGGCAUCACAGAGCUCAGCAGGUCCAUCAGUGUCAAUUUAGCAGAAAGCAAGCGGCUUGGCUCUCUCCUGCUUUCCUGUUUCCAGUUCUCUGUUCAGAAACUUGAACCUUUCCUAAGAGACUCUAAGGGCUUCAGUGUUGAAACUUUUCGAGCCAAAGCAUCUUCUCUUUCUGAAGAAUUGAAGCAUUUUGCAGACAGACUGGAAAGUGAUGGAACUCUACAAAAAUGUUUUGAAGAUUCAAAUGAAAAAGCAUCAGAUUUGUCUCUGGCAGCAUCAGUGGCUGAGAUGAAGGAAUAUAUAACAAAGUUUUCUUUAGAACGUCAGACUUGGGAUCAGCUCUUGCUGCACUACCAGGAGGAGGCUGAAGAGAUAUUAUCCAGAUGUUCUACUGAAGACAAAGUGGAACCCGUGACAUAUCUUGGGUCUUCCCAAAGUGAAGUUCUUAAUACAAAGCCUGACUACCAGAAAAUAUUACAGAACCAGAACAAAGUUUUUGAUUGUAUGGAGUUGGUGAUGGAUGAGUUGCAAGGAUCUGUGAAGCAGCUGCAGGCCUUUAUGGAUGAAAGUACCCAGUGCUUCCAGGAGGUGUCAUUACAGCUCGGGAAGAGAAGUGUGCAACAAUUAGAUCCUUCGCCAGCUCGAAAACUACUCAAGCUUCGCCUGCAGAACACACCUACUGCACAUGGAUCUGGAUCUUGUCAGUGACCCUAUGCAGCUUUUCUGCCACUAGAUGCUAAAGAGGAGAGGAAUGGAAAGAGUGUCCUAGCACACGGUGACUGUGUGGAGAUUUCUGCCCUUUUGCCUUUGAAGAUAACUUGCUGACUACAGAGUACUUUGACUUUUUCCUAAAAGUGAUGGAAUUUAUGCAUCCAAAAGAACAUUGUGUAGACACUUUUUCCAGAAAUGUACAAAAUGCUUGAAAUUUCUUUUUUGAAAUGACCUUCAAAACCAGUGGCUCAUUCUUUUAAAUAUCCUUCAUGGUCAGAAAUCUUUAUCCUUUGAAGAUAUUUUUCAGGUUUUGAAACAACCAAGUCUAAUGAAACAUUUUAGAAGCCAAGUUGGGUUCCACAUGUAAAGGAAUGAGACUAAUUUUCUAUGUGGCUCUGCAGGCUAUUUUAGAUAGAAGAGUUUUGCGCAUUGUUAGCAUCAUUGGAAUACAUACAUCACUUCACAAGGUGUCCAAUUUGAAGGAAAUACCAUUCAUUCUCUAUGUCCUGUUGUGUAUAGUCUGCUUUAGUUUUAAUAUUGAGUUACCUCCUAAAUCCUGGAUUCAUAGCAAGAAGGGGCUAUGUACUACGUUUAAUUGUUUUUUGUAUUUGUUUAUAAUCUACAUUAUAAAAUUGAACAUAAUUAAAAGCU
Messenger RNA from Lemur catta (Ring-tailed lemur), 1881 nucleotides. It is a transcript of the gene DSN1, whose product is annotated as DSN1 component of MIS12 kinetochore complex. Gene Ontology annotation, cellular component: MIS12/MIND type complex. Gene Ontology annotation, biological process: mitotic sister chromatid segregation; cell division. The record is from RefSeq and is a predicted model, not a curated record. The transcript has 11 exons. Lineage: Eukaryota; Metazoa; Chordata; Mammalia; Primates; Lemuridae. Bases 178 to 1227 code for a protein of 349 amino acids.